Molecule: messenger RNA, 690 nt
Organism: Thlaspi arvense
Lineage: Eukaryota; Viridiplantae; Streptophyta; Magnoliopsida; Brassicales; Brassicaceae
Source: the annotation of a GenBank genome assembly
AUGGCAAACAAUCACACCGAUGACUUAGAGGAGCUUCUCGAUAGCGCAUUGGAUGACUUCAAAGAUCUCAAUCUUGCUCAAAGGGAAGACGAAGAUGGGAAGAAGAAGAUGAAAGAAGAGACGGGUUCAUUACCGAGUGGAGUUCAAGGUCUUGGAAUGGGAUUACCUGACAUGAGAAGCAAGAAGAAAGGGAAACAGAAGGUUUCGAAAGAGGACCAUGUUGCAGAAGCUCUUGAUAAGCUUAGGGAACAAACUAGAGAAACUGUCAAGGGAUUGGAAUCUAUUUCUUCAAAGCAGCAGCCAUCUUCUGAUGAUGAUGCUAUGGUUGAGGAUUUUCUCAAGCAAUUCGAGAAUCUUGCUGGAUCCAAGGACUUGGAAUCAAUAGUCGAAACUAUGAUGCAACAGCUAUUGUCGAAAGAUAUUCUCCAUGAGCCAAUGAAGGAGAUUGGUGCAAGAUACCCGAAAUGGCUAAAAGAGAACGAAGCCGGUCUAAGCAGAGAAGACUACAACCGCUAUUCACAACAGUACAAACUAAUCGAAGAACUCAAUGCGGUUUACGAGAAUGAACCAAACAAUUCAGCCAAGAUAAUGGAGAUCAUGCAGAAGAUGCAAGAAUGCGGACAGCCACCAAACGACAUCGUUCAGGAGAUGGGUCCCGGGUUUGAUUUCGCGAGUCUAGGCCAAAUGUGA